UAUUAUUUAAUAUUAAUUAAUUUAGCUGUGAUACAUUCGUACAAUUUAUUAAGGUUUUAAUUAGUUUUCUAUAAGUUGGCUUGUAGAUACAUUCAGUUUACAUUGCUGUAUGUUUUACCAUUGAUGAACAAAAAGUUUAAUUUAUAGACCUUGAUGCGUGAUUAAUGCUCACAACUUUUUGCGUUUAACACAUAGACCAACAUAAUCACUUAUCCGUUCCUGUCUUAUCAUAUUAAAUUGUUAACUUCUAUAGUAUAUUUUUCGUUAUACAGUUCUACGGCUGCAGAAAAAAGACGACCUCGUCAACCUAACCUUUAUUAUUAAAGAAUCAGAUAUUUACGAACAGUUACAUUUACCACCUUCAGAAACGAAGAUGUUCAGUUUAGAGGGCGACGAUAAAGCCAAUAGAGGAAUGUUAAACAGUUUUCCAUCAGUUCCGUCUCCAUAUUUAAAUUAUGACCCUCAACUUUUACCUCAGUCAUCUCAGCCAGAAUAUAUAUUUUUGGAAGGAGCUGGUUCCAAGCAACGUGGGCGUUUUGAAUUGUCAUUUACAGAAAUUGGUACAUCAUGUUUAAUUGGUGCUACAAUUGGUGGUAUACGUGGAAUAUACAGUGGUAUAAAAAUGACAUCAAUGGAAAAUCAAACCAGCACAUAUAAUAGAACACAGAUCUUAAAUAGUGUUUUUAAAAAUGGAGCACGUUUGUCUAAUACGUUUGGAACAUUAUCUGUAUACUAUAGUAUCUUUGGUAUCAUAUUAGAAAAGACCCGGGGAUGUGAAGACGAGCUUAAUACUAUUGUAGCAGGAACAAGCACUGGACUUUUAUACAAAGCUACAAGUGGUCUUAGGAGGUGUGGCAUUGGGGGCUUGAUUGGAUUCAGUCUUGCUACAGCAUUCAGUUUAGUUACAUCAAGAGAUAAAAUUAAAGAAAUGGGAAGAAACGUAUUUCAUUCCUAAACAUGUUUACCUAAAUAAAAUGUUCGCAAAAAUAAAUGUGCAUAAUAGUUUUUAGACUUAUA
Melanaphis sacchari is the source of this 1017-nucleotide messenger RNA. RefSeq names its product mitochondrial import inner membrane translocase subunit Tim23-like. The record is from RefSeq and is a predicted model, not a curated record. The transcript is spliced from 4 exons. Gene Ontology annotation, molecular function: transmembrane protein transporter activity. Gene Ontology annotation, cellular component: mitochondrial inner membrane; TIM23 mitochondrial import inner membrane translocase complex. Gene Ontology annotation, biological process: protein import into mitochondrial matrix. NCBI's taxonomy places the organism in Eukaryota, Metazoa, Arthropoda, Insecta, Hemiptera, Aphididae. The coding region runs from base 374 to 955 and encodes 193 amino acids.